CAACUUCCCAAUUCACAUGAUCUUUCCCUAUCUCCUUUUCCUCUUGAAAAUUCUUCUUCACCCGUACAUCCAUUGCCUUCACCAGACUCCCCUACAACUGUACGGUCCUUUCCAUUAAUUGGCUCUUCCCCAUCUUCGGUUGGACAAUCCCAAGCUAUGGGCAAUUCUCCUCUAUUUAUUGACCAGACUUCUUCCUCGAAUCCUUUGCUGGCCACUGAGUACCCUCAGCCAUAUAGACCUGAGUCUCCUUUACCCACUACUUCUCAAUCUGCUCCCACACCCAAGAAACUCAAGAGCAUCAACCAGCUAGGUUAUGGUACCUCGACAUCCCCUUCCCCAUGCCCUGGUUUCUAA
Molecule: messenger RNA, 354 nt
Organism: Ilex paraguariensis (yerba mate)
Lineage: Eukaryota; Viridiplantae; Streptophyta; Magnoliopsida; Aquifoliales; Aquifoliaceae
Source: the annotation of a GenBank genome assembly